UUCAAGACAGACAACUGAGCUACAAUAUACUUGCUCUGUUAACUUUCAGUUAAAAACAUCGCACAUUUUCUUAAAUGAUCGCUGUGAUGAUGUUCUGCUUACGAUUCAUCACACUCCUGUGUUGUUGUGUCCCUUGCUUCACUGCCGUUGUACAGCAGAGUAACGCUGAGGAUGGUACCAAUGUGACUGUCAUCUCUACACGUCUUACCAGGUCUAUCUCACCCCAUAUGGCCGAGUGGAUAGAGCACGUCUACCUUAACAAGAGGGCCACGUACAACGACAAAUCCAGGACCUGGCCCAACAUAAUCCCUUACGUCAUCGACGUUUCUUACACAGGUAACCAGGUGACCCUGAGAGAGGUGAUGGAUCACAUCUCGAGCCGUGUAUGUAUCACUUUCAAAAACGUCACCAGCACCUACGACCCGGAGAAUCCCACGUGGUUCACUAGCAACGGGUUCGAAACCAACUCGUAUAUGCUGAUAAAAACAACAGAUGGGUGCGCAACCAGCAAUGGCCAGGGAAAUAAACCAAAAGGCCGAGUUGUCACAGCUUGUGAUGGAUUUGGGAUAAAUCUACACGAGAUCCUUCACUCACUCGGGGUCAUCCACAGCCAUUCAUCACCACUUAGAGACAGCUAUGUGAGCAUCCACACGUCACUCAUCAAGCCAGAGUUACUUGGAGCUUAUGAGAAAAUCCCGGAACAGCCAACACUAGAUGCGCGUUACUUUGAUCCGUACUCAAUUAUGAUGUACACCACAGCGACUUGGCAUCUGACGGGUCAGGAGACCUACACGCCACUCAGGGACGAUUUCGUCAACAGGCUUCCGGCUUUCUCAGAGGAACACGUGGUAUUCAGCGAACUUUCUAGAAUAUACAAGUGCAACGAACAAUUCUGCAACAACGAUCAGACGGACUGUGGCCCAGGCUACCACACGUUGAUCAAUGGACGGUGUCGCUGUGUCUGUCCGGAAGAGUGGGAUCACAACACGAAUUGUAGAGAACACAUUAAUGGCCCAACCAAGAACCUCUCCUGGCCUGAUACUCAAAUUGUGUUGUAUGGAAGUGAGCAGUGCCCCACUGGAUUCGAUCCUAGUCCAGCCACACUGCCAAUUACAGGGACCUAUGCGCCGACGCAAGAACCGCUACCAAACAACUACACGAUAGAAGAUAAAACCAUCAACAUCCUGGGCUGUAAGAAAUCCACCCCCGUGAACAAAGCAGAUGUUAAUUGGAAAACGUGGCCCAUGGGCGGGGAAUAUUGUAUCGUCAAGCCAAGAGGUCAAGAUUGUGGUGGAGUUUUUCAGGAAGGUGGUAUCGAGUUUAUGUCAUUAAAUCAGAACCGCCCUGAGGGGGACGUGGGGGACGUCUCAAUCGAUGGUUCCAUGCUCAGGAUCAAGUACUGCUGCCGGGACAAGGAGAAUCAGGCGAUGGUCAUUGAUCUACCAAACGCGGAGCCUUUCAAGCUGGUACCUAAAUAUCAGGGAUGUCCAAUGGUUAGAGGAAUGAAAAGCACCUACUCUAAGUUGACAUUAUGGACUACUAACUCGUCAGCGUUUGGUGCCGUUCCGCCCGUCGGAUUUUAUUUCCGGACGUCAUUUCUCCACUACAUGUGCCAUUACCAGCCUCCUAUCUACGGCUGCAGCCAGGUUGUAAAUCUUAAUAGCAAGAAUCUAGCAGUGACUAUCAAAACACCUGGGUUCGGUACCCAGAGAGAGCCAGACAGGAGAUGUUUUUACAAUUUCAAUGUACCUGCUGGUUCCAAACUGCGUCUGACAUUGAACACGUUCGACCCACACGUCAACGACCUGUUUCUAGUCAAACGUUUUCACAAGUGGCAGGACCCGGUUAUGAUCAACAACAACUUCAAGCCGUACCAGUUGGUGAGUGAGGGAGACUACUUGUCUCUAGAAUACUGGUCUUCAUGGGAGACAACAACCAACAUGGGAAUUAACUUCAAGGUAGAUGUUGUACUAGUUGAAAAUAUGUGCUACGAUGUAAACACUAGAGGGGCAGACUACUACGGCGACAGAUCUUAUACAGAAACUUUCGAGCCUUGCGUCCCUUGGGAGAAGGCCACAUCUUGUGAUGACUUCCCCUUUGAUGGAUUGAGCGGGAUUUCCCUGUUAGAAAGCGGAAGUAGCUGUAGAAACCCCAACGGAGCUCUCCUUCAGCCCUGGUGUUAUACAUUUGUCAACGGCACUGUUUGUCAAAGACGUUAUUGUGACGUAUGCAAUUUAUUAAACGCGGUUGACGUUCUAAGCAAUUGUUCAGCACUGAAGAAGAACGACUCUGAUUUUUGCAAGUCCGCAGUUGAGCGUUACGGAUGUUUAAGCACGUGCAGUUUGUCAAAACUGAAGUUUAAGCCAGCGACAUGCAGCCCACCAAAGCUGCCACCUGAUGUAAGCGCCGCUGGAGGAUUAAAGUCAGGGUACAAGGAAGGGGAGAUCAUUAACGUCACCUGUACGACAUCCGGGGCUUUUGUGAACAUAAUUAGAUGUACCAAAUCCGGCUGGUCCGGUCAGGCGUCUGAUUGUAGCGCGGCUUUCUCCUGUGGCGACAAAAUCCAGAGCUGUAAAACGAUUCUGACCAAAUUCCCUGAGUUCUGCACUUACAGCAGUUCCAAGAUUUCUGCCUUGACGUUCUGUGAGAAAUCUUGUGGUGGAUGUUCAGACAAAAUACACUGCAAUGAACCAGCAGGAAAAAAUUACUCCCGGUCGUCUCAAUCUGCAGUUAUUUCCCCUGGCCAGGUCAUGACCUUUGCUUGUCAUGAUGGUUUCUAUCACGUGGGUGGCGACCUGAGCAGGGCGUGUUCAACUUCCGGUACAUUAUUGGGGUCAGAACCAGUUUGCCGCACUACACCGUUGCCAGUAGAUAUCCAGUUGGGAAACAUCAGAAACCGACGGGAGAGUUUGCCCAAGGAAAUUGCAUUUCUGCUGGAUGAUGCCAAAUACAGAAUCCCAUUCAAUGGUAAAAUAACCAAAUGGUACUACUACUGUGAAAAGGCUGGACCCCUAAACCUUAUUGUUUUCAGACCUUCAGGAUCCAGCUUCAAGCAUGUCGGCACCAACAGUUUCACGUGUGAGCCUGGAUGGAGAAGGACGUACAAGGUACCCGUGGAGAGCCAGGUCAUGGUACAGAAGAACGACGUGUUUGGCGCCUUCUCUCUUAAUCCUGACACACUUAGCGUCAGCGACUGCAACAACGCAGUGGUCAAGCUCCUGGUGAUUCCCACCCAGGCCGUUACGUCACUGACUGCCCUGCAGGCUACGACCAAGUUCCAGGACAUCAAGUGUUUGAUACCCUCCUUGGGCGUCAGGUUGGAACAUAGUUAAAAUAUGUUCACUUUAUCUUAUAUGUUUUCCUUUAUUACUAUAAGAUUGACAAUAAAAUAAAAUUAUAAAAUGAAUUAAAAUGCUUUAAAAAUGUAUUUAUCUGCUGAAUUUAAAACCUAUAUAUUCACUUUAUCUCACAUGUUUUACAAUAUUACUAAAAGAUUGACAAUAAAAAAAAUGUAAUCGUAUAAUCUGAAUAAAAAUGCUUUAAAAAA
This is a messenger RNA of Physella acuta, 3547 nucleotides long. RefSeq lists its product as uncharacterized. Gene Ontology annotation, biological process: proteolysis. NCBI's taxonomy places the organism in Eukaryota, Metazoa, Mollusca, Gastropoda, Physidae. Gene Ontology annotation, molecular function: metalloendopeptidase activity; zinc ion binding. The record is from RefSeq and is a predicted model, not a curated record.